UUGCAUGGGGCAAUGCCUAACCUCCUCCAUUCAUUCUCCCGUUCUGCUGACACCGUGAUGAUAGCUUCCCCCACACACCCGCCUCUGUGUCACUGCUGCACAGCGGCACAGACGAGGGUGAACAGCAAGAGAACGCUUGCCAUCGUGUUCGCCACACUCGCCACAAUGACGCUCGCGACGUUGCUACGCUACAACCUGCGCCCGUAUGCGCAUGCGCUGCUUCCGCUGACGAAGUACAACUCGAGUUUCGCGGUAGGCGUGUACCGCGGGAGCGUCGCCGGCGAUGACGUCGCGUCUGCCGACGUCCGACGCUUUCGCAUUUCGAGUUCUUGCGUCGGCGACGCAGCGUGUCGUGACGCAAACCGCAGCGAGAGCGACGACGCGACGCUGGCCGCUCGCUUCGUGACGCACUUUGACGCCGAUCGCGUCGCCAUCGUCGACAGCUCGGCUUGUCAGCGUCGUCGCCGACGCAUCAACGUCGUCGUCGUCGUCUUCUCCGUCGCGCAAAACGUGCAGCGCCGCCUGGCGAUCCGGCGCACGUGGGCCGCACCGAGCCGCAUGACGCAGGCCGGCGUCUGCGUCGUGUUCCUCGUCGGCAAGACCGACGCGGCGAGCGACGACGCGACGCUGACGCACGAGGCAGCGACGCACGGCGACGUCGUUCGCGUCGACGUCGACGAGGGAUACUACAACAUCACGCACAAGGCCGUACUCAUGCUGCGCUGGGCGACGCACAACUGCAGUGGCGCCCUCUACGUGAUGAAGACCGACGACGACUCGUACGUGAACGUGCGUCGGCUGUCGUCGGAGCUGCGCGCGCACCCCGCCGACCGUCCGCUACUCCUCGGCCACCUGCUCGCCAGGGGGCGCCCGAAUCGCGAGCCGGGCAGCAAGUUCUACAUGCCCUAUUCAAUGUACGCACCGGAAGAGACUCCCGAGUUCCUUUCCGGUUCCGGUUACGUCAUGUCGAUGGGCGUCGCGCGCGCCCUCUACGCGCAGGCGCAGCUGCGCCCCCUGGUGUGGUUCGAGGACGUGUACGUGACGGGGCUGUGCGCAGAGGGCGCUGGCAUCGCGCGCACAGACAGUCGACUGUUUCGAACGUUUGACAAGCGUGCGAGGACGGAGUUUGGCAACGUGCGCGCGGCGACAGAGAGGAAAGCCAUCUGCCUGUACAGAGACAGUGUCGUAGUUCAUAGAGUGACUCCCGAAGAGCUAAACUUCCUCUGGGAUAAGCUAGAGGACGCUCGUUACGAGUGCUAGGCGGUGCAAUGUAUAGGAGUAUGUGAUUAUUUACUCCUGAUACAUA
Priapulus caudatus is the source of this 1306-nucleotide messenger RNA. RefSeq names its product beta-1,3-galactosyltransferase 5-like. Lineage: Eukaryota; Metazoa; Priapulida; Priapulimorpha; Priapulimorphida; Priapulidae. Gene Ontology annotation, molecular function: hexosyltransferase activity. Gene Ontology annotation, cellular component: membrane. Bases 13 to 1260 code for a protein of 415 amino acids. The record is from RefSeq and is a predicted model, not a curated record. The transcript has a single exon.